UUGUACAAAAGUAAUUAUUUUGGUCAUGAAUGUAUUUUUGUAAGAUUUUAUAUCUGCUGGUAUAAAAGUUAACGACUCCUGUUUUUAGGCAUUUCUCUAAAUUUUCCAAAAAAAAAACUCACGCUUUGUCGGAGUUCUGGCUCAUAUAAGGCCAACAAAAUGAGGCCAAGGCAAGCCGGUUUGUUUUGGCAUGAAUUCGACAACCUAUGCUAUGCUUUACCCUUGUUUGUGUUUCUCCAUUUUCUUAUUCACUCUCUUCUCUCAACCAUCCAUUUCUCAUAUUCUGUAAAAUGGGUUACCUCCUUCACCUUCAUUUUCUUUCAAUUUAUUUCUCUUCAUCUUUCCUAGAGCCUCUUUUCUUUAUCAUGAUAAAAAAUGUCACAAUCAAAUAAUUCAUCAUCUGACAGCCCUUCGCGGAUUAGUUUUGGGAAUGGGGCUGGAUUUGGUGCCUCAUUUGUAUGCGAGGUUGUGGGUCAUAUCAACUCAAGAGGCUUUUGGUUUGGUGACGAUCCUCUUUCUUUCUCUUUCCCUCUCUUGCUUCUGCAGUUAUCUCUCAUUUCUAUCUUUACCCGCUCUAUUUACAUUCUUCUUAAGCCCUUUGGUCAGCCUUCUAUCGUUUCUCAGAUCCUUGGUGGUGUAGUUCUGGGUCCUUCAGUUCUUGGGCAUAACUCGAAUUUCGCAGAAAAAGUCUUUCCAACAAAGGGAAGGACUAUCUUGGAGACUCUGUCAAUCUUUGGUUUCAUGCUGUUUCUCUUCCUAAUUGGGGUGAAGACGGAUCCCUCAAUCAUUUUUAGGUCAGGCAAACGGGUAUAUGCAAUAGGGGCUGUUGCUUUCUGCAUUCCUUAUGCGCUGGCUGCAUUUGCUAGAUUGGUCCUCUGCCAUUUGCUCUCAUUGAGUCAAAGUACCUGCAAGGUGCUUCAGCUAGUGGUGAAGUUGCAAUCUUUGACAGCCUUCCCAGUUAUUGCAACCUUUCUUGCUGAGCUAAGGAUCCUUAAUUCUGAAAUUGGACGGCUUGCCAGUUCUUCUUCAAUGAUAUGUGACCUCUGCUUUUGGUUCACUAUGUCAAUGAGUUACGCAGCAGAUAUCGCUAUUGCAAAAUCACUGAAAACAUCAAUGGGGUCUUUUCUAUCGGCCAUCCUCCUUCUCAGCCUUAUUGUGUUUGGAAUACGUCCAGCAGCCUUAUGGGCGAUUCGACGUACCCCAGAAGGAAAACCUGUGAAAGAAAUUUACACUUUUAUAGCUCUUGUAGCAUUGAUGGGUUGCGUAUUCAUCGGUGAAGUUAUUGGAAUAGAUGCUCUAAUCUCAUCUUUCCUUGUAGGCUUGGUCAUACCGGACGGGCCACCAUUAGGAGCUGCAUUAGUAGAGAGGCUUGAUUGCUUUGUAUCAGUAUUGCUAACACCCAUCUUUUUCACUCUAUGUGGAUUGAAGACGAACGUUUUUACCAUACAAAAGUGGAAGACUGUGGGUGCAAUUCAAUUGGUCUUCUUAGUUGGCUUCUUUGGGAAACUUAUAGGGACGAUGCUACCUCCUCUCUUCUGUAGAAUUCCAUUCAGAGACGCCCUCUCCCUUGGUCUUAUCAUGAAUUCACGAGGCAUUGUUGAACUGAUUUUAAUAAACGAUUGGAGGACAGCCAAUGUCUUGAACGAUGAAGGCUUCGCCAUUAUGAUUAUAUCUGUGGUGGUUGUAACAGGAGUAAUCUCACCCCUUGUAAAAACCCUGUAUGAUCCUUCAAGGAGGUUCCUGGCAUACAGAAGGAGGACAAUACAACACCAUCGUCGAAAUCAAGAAUUACGGAUACUUGCUUGUAUCCAUAGCCAGGACAAUGUCCAGACACUGAUGACGCUUCUUAAUGCCUCCAACGCUACCAAAGAGGAGCCUAUCGGUUUAUUUGUCCUCCACCUCAUUAAGCUCACUGGACGUGCCUCUUCCCUAUUGACGGCCUACAGGCCACGUGACAAACCUUCUCCAUGCCCAACUCAGUCAGAAAGGAUCUUCAAUGCAUUUAAUAGAUUUGGACAAGAAAGCUGUGGCCAUGUCACUGUCCAUUGCUACAAAGGCAUUUCACCUCGUGCAACAAUGCACAACGAUGUGUGCUCACUUGCAUUAGAACACAGGAUAUCUCUUAUAAUUGUGCCGUUUCACCGAGAAUGCAUAAACGGGAAAAUGAUAGACUUUCAUGUGUAUAGGCACCUCAAUAGGAAUGUGCUUGACAAGGCUCCCUGUUCUGUUGGGAUCCUUCUUGAUCGUGGGAACCCAAGAAAAUCUCCAUUUUUACAUUCAGAGACUUCAGCUUAUCGGGUUGCUCUGCUAUUUUUUGGGGGUGCUGAUGAUAGAGAAGCGCUAGCAUAUGCUGGACGUAUGUCAAAGAAUCCUUGUGUCCUAGUCACCUUGUUACAUUUCAAAAUUUCAAUACCAGUGACAGAGGGUACAGCAAGAAGCAAGAUGCUUGAUUGUGAAAUCCUGGAUGAAUUCAGGUUUAACGCUCAGUGGAAUGAGCGUGCUUCUUACAUAGAGGAGGUGGUGAUUGAUAGUAAAGAUGUUCUUGCCAGUAUUGGAGCAAUGGACAAUGCUUACGACCUUGUCAUGGUUGGGAAGCGACAUGGAGACUCAAAGUUGAUGUCUGAGCUUGAGAGGUGGAAUCAUGAUAAAGAGCUGGGGCCAGUAGGAGAGAUAGUUGCUGCUAGAGAUUGUAAACUGGGGGCUUCUAUAUUGGUGGUGCAACAACAAACAAGGGUAUGGGGAAUGCGCGACCCAGAGGAGAACAUAACUGAGAGGUAUAUAAAUAUAAUUCAGAAUCAAGAGUUACCACAUACUCAAUAGUGACUGUGUAUAGAUUUUAGUUUACACACCAAAUUGCAACAACCAGUUUAAUCUAUGAGUCAUGUGGCCCAUGGGUGUGCAAUUCGGUUUCUUUCUUUUUGCUUUUGUUUUUCCAUUUUUUCCAUUUCUUUCCCCACUUCUUAAGCUAGUUUAGGAACACAAAUUAGUAAUAUGUAAAAGCCAACUUUAAAUUAUAGAUGCGCAGACUCUUCUUUGUCUUCGUUUUUUCAGAUUAAUGUGCCAUAUUAAGAAAAUUUCUUAAGAAUUAAGAUGUAGAACUUAUGGACAAUGCUUGCAUUCUAAGCCAAGCCAUCAUCAUUUUUCAGCUGUGGGUAUGAUAUAACGCAAACAUAUUUAUGUGCAUGGUGCUGUUUCUUCAGUUAAAUGAACCUUUUAUAGAAUGCAGUAUUGGAGCUCGAGAGGUGGAAUGAUGUCGCAAGUCCUGACCUGAGUUUGCAGUUUGGAACUGUGUCCGUUUUUUUUUUUUUUUUUGUAAAGAUGAUGUGGCUAAUUAGUUGGUUAGUGUAGUUGUUAGCUUAGCUAGCUAAGUUAUUAUUGGUAGAUAGCUUCCAGCUCAUCAAGUUAGUUACAAGAGUUGUUAUCUAUAUAUAUACUAGAAAAUGGAUGAAUGAAUGUAUGCUGGAUUUCAUUCUUUCAUAAGCAUUUUCUCAUUCUACUUUCUUUCCUUCUAUUCACUCUCUCUCUUUAUAACAGAAUGUUAGUAUUUAUGGUAUCAGAGCAAGCAUUCCUGCUUUAUUCUUUUCUUUUCUAAAUUUCCUUAUGUUUCUUAGUUGCCAAACAUAUUUAGCCCUCCUUAAUUUCUUCUUCUUUACUGAAAAACUUAUAGAUCUAGAAUCGUCUCAACUUCUAUUUUCCAAAUCUGUAAUUAGUUUUCAAUAAUUCCUUUCAAUCUUUUCAAGAUCUUUGGCCAAAGUAGUCAAAGAUUUGAAGCUCUUUCUCAUGGCAACUUCAACUUCUAAUCCUCUUGAAGAUCCAGCUUCACCAUACUUCUCGCACCAUUCAGAGAAUCAUAGUUCCCUUAUAGUUACAUCUGAACUUACAUCAAGCAAUUAUGCUUCCUGAAGAAUAUCAUUUUUACUUGCUGUAUCCAUCAGAAACAAGCAGGGGUUUCUAAAUGGAACCAUUGCAAAACCUAAACCUGAAGAUUCUUAGUUUCAACCAUGGACAAGAUGUAAUAACCUGUUGGUUGCUUGGUUGUUAAAAUCCAUUUCACCUUCUCUUGUAUCUACUGUCUUCUAUAUGGAUAAUGCUUCUUAGAUCUGGAACAAGUCGAGUCAAAGGUUUUCUCAACCUGAUGACACAAAGAUAUGUCACCUGUUAUGCACAAUUACACAAGGUACAAAUUUUGUUGAUACAUAUUUUUCUGAUUUGAACACCGUUUGGGAAGAAUUGCGAAGUUUCAAGCCCUUUCCACAUUGUACUUGUGGUAAAUGUAAUGAUGAGUUCAACAGAAUAUGUGUUUAGAUUCUUAAAUGGUUUAAAUGAGACAUAUCAAGGAUUGAGAUGAUAAAUUAUUCUAUUAAAACCUUUUCCCACACUUGAUCAAGUGUAUAAUAUGGUGCUAUGAGAAGAGUCACAAAGGACUUUGCAUACUAGUUCGUUGAACUAUACUGAUGGAGCUGCAAUGACAGUUAAUCCUAAUCUUUUUUGCUCACACUGUCGUAAAGUUGGACAUGUGAAAGAGAAAUGUUAUAAGAUCAUUGGAUUUCCCGCACAUUUGAAGUUUAACAAAACAAGGAAUUAGAAUGGAAAUCAAAGUGCUUCAGGCUAUUUACCAAUACUAAAGCAGCUUAUGUAGCUCAAUCCAGUCACACUGCAGAUCAAGAAUAGUCUAUUUCGAGUGGUUCAGUUGAAUGCAAAUCAACAACAAAUGUAACAAGUCUUUCAUUUACAGAUGAUGUGGCUAAAUAGUUGAUUAGUGUAGUUGUUAGCUUAGCUGGCUAAAUUAUUAUUGGUAGAUAGCUUCCAGCUCAUCAAGUUAGUUACAAGAGCUGUUAUGUAUAUAUAUACCAGAAAAUGAAUGAAUGAAUGUAUGCUAGAUUUUCAUUCUUUCAUAAGUAUUUUUUCACUCUACUUUCUUUUUUUCUAUUCACUCUCUCUAUAACAGAAUGUUAGCUUUCAAUUUUUCUUUUUUACGGUCAAACGGUUUCUUUUUUUUUUUAAAUUUUGUUUAUACAGAUUUUUUUAGAAUUUCGUGAGAAAAAAUAUAUCAAAAGUAUACUUACAAGAUAUUCGAAUGAUAUUUUUUACAAUAUUUAUAUUAUUGUGACUUCAACUCUUAUUUUAUAUAUUUUUUUAUUUUUUCAGAAUUUUGUUAGAAAAAUACUAAAAGUAUACCU
Ricinus communis (castor bean) is the source of this 5180-nucleotide messenger RNA. RefSeq names its product cation/H(+) antiporter 15. Gene Ontology annotation, molecular function: antiporter activity. Lineage: Eukaryota; Viridiplantae; Streptophyta; Magnoliopsida; Malpighiales; Euphorbiaceae. Gene Ontology annotation, biological process: proton transmembrane transport; regulation of pH. The record is from RefSeq and is a predicted model, not a curated record. Gene Ontology annotation, cellular component: membrane; endomembrane system. The coding region runs from base 376 to 2820 and encodes 814 amino acids. The transcript has 3 exons.